Messenger RNA from Aphanomyces astaci, 948 nucleotides. RefSeq lists its product as hypothetical. NCBI's taxonomy places the organism in Eukaryota, Oomycota, Saprolegniomycetes, Saprolegniales, Verrucalvaceae. The record is from RefSeq and is a predicted model, not a curated record. Bases 26 to 808 code for a protein of 260 amino acids. The transcript has a single exon.
GUCGAAUCAGACAACCCCCAGGGAAAUGGUUCAAUCUCGACAGUACAUAUAUAUGACGACUAUUCAAUUCCAGCCAUACACGAAUUCACACAGCAUGGCGUAUUCCAAGCACAACCUGGGCUUCCUCCUCCACGCCAGUGACGCCGCCGACGAUGCCGCUGCGACCCCCGACCGCACACUCACGACCUCCAUGCGAUCACUCAGCCUUCACCGUCGACAGCUAGUCAGUCCACGCACCGACCAGGCAAAGACACAUAGGAUACGCACAAUGCGGAGAAGAACACUUGCAACACCCCUAAGCUCGACCACCUCUCGGGUCCCUUGGGACGUGAUCGUCGCGACCCUGGAAACAUACAAGCGCUUGCAUGGGAACUUGCAGGUCGCCCAAGCGUUCGAGGUGCCAGUGAAUGACGAGCGAUGGCCGGCAGGUGCGUGGGGGCUUCGACUUGGGUGUCGAGUGCACAACCUUCGCAUUGCCAAGAACACGUUACACGAGGCCAAACGUCAGGCGCUGGACGCAGUGGGCUUUGAGUGGCAAGGCCCGCGGCAGUCGAUCUCGUUUGAACUCAAGUUGGCAGCCCUCACAGCGUUCAAGGCUGCGUACGGCCAUGUGAGAGUGCCGCAGAAGUUCACCCUGCCUCACGCCGACGUGCUUUGGACAGGGGACGAACUCAAGCUCGGGUGUGUCGUCAACAAGUUGCGGCAGAGUCAAAGGUUACGGCGGGGUAAGAAGGGCGCCAUGCCGAAAGGACACGUUGACGCGCUCAACGACUUGGGCUUUGAGUGGAGUGCAACGAUGGACACUUGAGUCAUGUGACAAAACGGGUUGCAGAUGGUGUUGUCAAGUGUCCUACGUACGUUAGCUCAAUGAACUGCAACAUGGCUUUAUUUCAAGUCCACGAAUAAUACUAUUUUAAUAGUACUAGUAUAAUCUGUACUAGUACGAGC